GCCUUAAAAGGAAAACGCCGGCGACUAGCGCACGCGAACCACGAACACCACACUCUCCAGCACCCGGCAGAGCAAGCGGCCAGCGAGAGAUCCAGAGGCAGCAGGCAUGGCCACCGUCAGCGCCGCCGCGGCGACCACCGUCGUUGCCCGCGCCGCCCAAGGGCUGCCGCAGCUGAGGGCGAGGAGCGAGAGGGUGCGGUGCAGCUACUCCAGGGACGCCAGGAGCGCGGCGGCCGCCGUGAGCGCCCGGGGCGCCGGCGCGUCGCUGCUGGCCGCGGCGGGCGCGGUGACCGCGUCGGCGGGGCCGGCGCUGGCGCUCGUGGACGAGAGGAUGUCGACGGAGGGCACCGGGCUGAGCCUGGGGCUCAGCAACAACCUGCUGGGGUGGAUCCUCCUGGGGGUCUUCGGCCUCAUCUGGUCGCUCUACACCGUCUACACCUCCGACCUCGACGAGGACGAGGAGUCCGGCGGCCUCUCGCUCUAGAUCCUUCCUGUCCAUCCUCUGCUCCUGCUGCUGUUGAUCCGGAUGUAAACAUGGCGGUGGAUGGUCACCGGUGUAAUCUGGACAUGGCUAUUUGUAUCUAAGCUUCGCUUUUGCGAGAUGUUAGCGGCCGGAUGAAGUGAUGAUAUGUUGAUCCGUGGAGAUUACGCGCGUACAGCGACUUCGCGAGAAAACUAU
This is a messenger RNA of Panicum hallii, 679 nucleotides long. Its product is annotated as photosystem II reaction center W protein, chloroplastic-like. The transcript is spliced from 2 exons. Gene Ontology annotation, biological process: photosynthesis. The record is from RefSeq and is a predicted model, not a curated record. Lineage: Eukaryota; Viridiplantae; Streptophyta; Magnoliopsida; Poales; Poaceae. Bases 107 to 484 code for a protein of 125 amino acids. Gene Ontology annotation, cellular component: photosystem II; chloroplast.